Messenger RNA from Prunus armeniaca (apricot), 849 nucleotides. NCBI's taxonomy places the organism in Eukaryota, Viridiplantae, Streptophyta, Magnoliopsida, Rosales, Rosaceae. The record is from the annotation of a GenBank genome assembly.
AUGGGGAUUGAGACGACGACGCCCAAUCGCAAAGGUAAUAAGGAGAUUUACGGUUUGCCGGUGGAGACGAAUUCGCAUAGCAAACCCAGGAAGUGCCGGCGACGUCAUCGGAAGAUGUCGCCGGUUCAGAGGCUAUACCAGACGUGCAAGGAUGUCUUUUCCUUUUGUGGUGCCGGGAUUGUUCCCUCCCCUGAAGAUAUCCAACGGCUACGCUCUGUUUUGGAUACCAUGAAACCUGCUGAUGUCGGCCUCACUCCUGAAUUGCCGUACUUCCGGAUGACAGUAGCUAGACGAACCCCAGCAAUAACAUACCUGCACCUGCACGAGUGUGAAAAAUUUUCAAUGGGGAUAUUUUGCUUGCCACCUUCAGGUGUCCUUCCCCUUCAUAAUCACCCUGGAAUGACGGUUUUUAGUAAAAUUCUCUUUGGGACCAUGCAUAUCAAGUCAUAUGAUUGGGUGGCUGAUGCACCAGAGGACAAAUCCACAAGUGCGAAUCCUUCACCAGCUACCCCUCCUGGUGUUCGUUUGGCCAAAGUUAAGGUUGAUGCCGAUUUUACUGCUCCUUGCAACACUUCCAUCCUAUAUCCAGCUGAUGGAGGGAACAUGCACUGCUUCACAGCAGUGACAGCAUGCGCGGUGCUUGAUGUGCUCGGUCCCCCAUAUUCUGAUCCCGAUGGUCGACACUGCCAAUACUACCUUGAUUUCCCAUUUUCUCAUUUCUCAGUUGAUGGAGUAUCAGUGGCUGAAGAAGAGAAGGAAGGUUAUGCUUGGCUACAAGAGAUAGAGAAACCGGAGGACUUAGCUGUAGAUGGAGCCAAGUACAGGGGCCCCAAAAUAGUGGAGAAUUGA